UUUGACGCGGACGUAAACAAACGUAGUUUAGCAAUCUAAACCCCGUUGUGACUAUAGAGAGAUUGUACUGUAGUACAAUGUGUUUCUCUGCCGCCUAGAUCUAGAACGAUCUGAUAUCCGGUAACAAGACCUGGCGUUUUGUUAGGAGCUUUACUUGAGAAGAUCUUAACUCAACAAUGUCUACUUCAAAUUUCAAGAAUAAGUGUGUGACGCAAGUCAACUGUAUAUACUGUGACAGUCUGCUGUGCAUGAGAGGAAUGAAAGCAGUACUUUUAGCUGAUACGGAAAUAGAGUUGUUCUCAACCGACAUACCACCAAAUAGGACAGUUGAUUUUGUGGCAAGCUGCUAUUCCACUGAAAGCUGCAAAUGCAAAUUAAGAGACAUUGCUUGUUUGAAAUGUGGGAAUGUUGUGGGAUAUCACGUGGUGGCCCCAUGCAAGCCCUGCUUGCUGUCCUGCAACAAUGGUCAUUUCUGGAUGUUCAACAGUGAAGCUGUGUCCACUAUCAAUAGACUAGAUGCAACAGGGCAGAACUUGCUGCUGUGGGGAGAUCUUCCAGAACUGGAGGGCAGUGAUGACGAGAGUCUGGACUUUCUCUCAGAAGAAGAGUACCUCAGAUAGAAACACACACAUCCAAAGGAAGUAGACUCUGACGCUUUGACAUUUGAAGUGGCACAAAAUGACUUGGCAGCUUUGAGUAGAGUAUUUAGGUCUCAGCUCGGUGACAUUUGGCAUUUCAACAACUUUAAUUUAACAUUAUGGUACUUUGCUUGGCACACUCUUUUCAAUUAAUGCUGUUUCAUGAGAUAGUUAAGCAUUUGUACUUUCUGUACUCCAGUUAAGUUUCACUGUUUGUCACCAGGGCAAUCAUGAAUACGACAGAAAUAAAUCUGCACUUAAUAGUAAAUAAAUUCUUCAUGACACUGUGUGACAAACUGGACAAAGCAUUUUUAAGCUUUCUGAUUUUUUUUUCUCAUGGAGGUAACAAAAUGAUUUGCAUCCUCUUCCAUUUCUUUUGUUUUAUAAAGACAUGAUAUAGUCAUUCAGUAGCAGUUUUUCCACAAUCCUGUUUACCAUUUCACUGUGUGUAAUAUGAUAUUCACAGAUCAUUUAUAUAUAUAUAUAUAUAUAUAUAAAACAAUUAAGGCUAUAAUGCCCCACUGUAAACGUCUUAGUGCAAAAUUUACGCUAUGUUGCAUUUUCAGUAAAAAUAACAGCAACAAGUGUAAACAACCACUAUUGAGAUAGCUUUCAGGUGUAGCAAUUUUAGGGGUUGGCUCUUUUAUGCCUUGAAGCGAUCUUUAGUAUGCAUUUAUGACCAAAAUGAAACAGCGAAAAAUAUGUUUUGCAUUUUAACUUAUUAACAGAGGAUUUAUUUGAUUAUCUAUGUUUUGAAUGUAUUUAUUAACAGACAUGAUACUGUAUUUAUACUGACGUGAUUUAAUUUGUGCCAUGUGAGGAUGAGAAAAAAAAAACAUUUGUAUACAGUACUUUUGAUCUGCACUGACAAUAUGUUGUUGGUUUAAACUUUGGGUUAUUUUGUAUGAUGAAUGUCUUGAUAUUAAAUUUUUAA
This is a messenger RNA of Sinocyclocheilus rhinocerous, 1572 nucleotides long. RefSeq names its product protein FAM72A-like. Bases 177 to 620 code for a protein of 147 amino acids. The record is from RefSeq and is a predicted model, not a curated record. The transcript has 6 exons. Gene Ontology annotation, cellular component: cytosol. NCBI's taxonomy places the organism in Eukaryota, Metazoa, Chordata, Actinopteri, Cypriniformes, Cyprinidae.